Ctenocephalides felis (cat flea) is the source of this 897-nucleotide messenger RNA. RefSeq lists its product as uncharacterized. The record is from RefSeq and is a predicted model, not a curated record. NCBI's taxonomy places the organism in Eukaryota, Metazoa, Arthropoda, Insecta, Siphonaptera, Pulicidae. The coding region runs from base 1 to 879 and encodes 292 amino acids. The transcript is spliced from 5 exons.
AUGUGUAUCAAGCUUUCCAUAUUGCUUCUGUCACUGGUGGUACUAUGUCUGCCCCGGACGUGUCCUGCCCAGGCCGAGCAGCGUACGGAGUCGCACCAUCGUCAGAAAAGGCUGUUGUGGGUUACCGAAGACGGAAGACUAGCCCUGCCGCCGGGCACGGCGCUGGUGAUCACACCCUCGUUGGGUUUGCCGUUCGUGCGAUACCCGCCGGAUGGGUUUCAUUCCAAUUUGUCAAUCAGUUUGCCAUUCACAAUCGAUUUCGACAAACUUGGCUUGACGGACAACGAAAAUCCCUACGGUGUUCUUCCACCAGUUCUAGCCCGUUCAAUGGGCCGUGCAGCAGGUAGUAUGCUAGCAGACUACGUUGGAAGGUACAUUACCCACAGGCGUAGUCGGCGAUCUCCACCUAGUCUGCCCGAAGAAAUUCGACAUGCGUUUCACGGAGGUGAAAGAGUAAUACUUUACGCGGCCUUAGAAGAUCUUUUGAGUUCGUUUGGCAUGGACGGUAAAGCCUGCUUACUCAGGGCGAUUUGUGAGGUCCAUGCUAGACCUAUGAAGAGGCUUGGAUUGAUAGGAGAGAUGCUCCGAUUAUUUUUAAGUGCAAGUAAAUCACCAUAUUCUGACUACCUUCAAGAAUAUGUGGAGGCAGAAAGUACAGGCGCCGGAAAUCAGGGCCAAACUGAAUGUUGGCCUUAUUAUAAAGCUUGUCCAAAGAGUUUAUUCUGGUCUUCAAAUAAAUAUACACAAGAGAAGGAUGAAAAAAAUCAUAAUGAUGACGAUUUGAACAUAGAAGAAAAUGUGAUACCCAAUAUUGGAAAUAUGGAGAAAAGAUCAAGUUCUAUAAACCACAAAAGAAAACCCAGUAAUAGUUAUAUGUAAAAUAAAUAGAGAUGUAGU